AAAUAGUUGGCAGGGAAAUGUAGAUUUGUUGAUUCUUUUCUUCAUAUUUCAAGUUUAUCUCCGACCUAAGCACCAAAUUAUUUCUCCACAAUGUCGUACCCAGGAGAAGGAGCCAGAAUGUCUAAUAAUGGAAUGAAAGAGCGGUCACCAGCAGAGAACACUGGUCAUUGGAAAGAAUAUGUUAAGGGGGAGAUGAGACUCAACAAGGAACACUUGGCUAGAAAGGGAGAUGGUACAAAAGAAUGGCCUGGUAUGAAACAGUGGACAAAAGCUGAAAGAGAACAGCAGAGGAUGAAUUAUUUCAAUUCAGGGAGAAAGCAUGAAGAAACGUCAACCUACGAUAGAAUGUUUCACAUCCAACAUGGUUACGAUAGCAGGAUACACAGAGACGACAGAAGAGGACUUCUAAGUGUAGAUGUCCAUUCAGAGGAGUCGUCACGAACGAUCCCCGUGUUGUCCUCAUCAGCGUAUGGUCGUCUCGUUGAGAGGAUGCCCCUAGAGAAACCUAGCAGACAAUACGCCAGAGUUGAGAAACUAAUCAAAGGCUUCUAUAGAACUAGAGGAACAAAUCUAUCACCAACUGAAUAAUAAUUGCAUUUCCAAGUUGAACUGAAUCUAUUAACCUUAUAUUCUAAAUGUUUUUUUUAAUCUAAAUGUUGAUACUUAGAAUACAUAUUUGUAUUAAUGAAUUAAAA
Messenger RNA from Owenia fusiformis, 695 nucleotides. Lineage: Eukaryota; Metazoa; Annelida; Polychaeta; Sabellida; Oweniidae. The record is from the annotation of a GenBank genome assembly.